Morus notabilis is the source of this 1863-nucleotide messenger RNA. Its product is annotated as transcription termination factor MTERF8, chloroplastic. Gene Ontology annotation, molecular function: double-stranded DNA binding. The record is from RefSeq and is a predicted model, not a curated record. The transcript is spliced from 2 exons. Bases 197 to 1369 code for a protein of 390 amino acids. NCBI's taxonomy places the organism in Eukaryota, Viridiplantae, Streptophyta, Magnoliopsida, Rosales, Moraceae. Gene Ontology annotation, cellular component: chloroplast. Gene Ontology annotation, biological process: chloroplast organization; regulation of DNA-templated transcription.
AGGGUUUCAGAAUCUCGAACCCAAAUUUCUCCGCUCAUUUCGACUUCCAUCCAAAAUCGUCUCAUUUUCAAUUCCGGGUUUACUUGGAAUCUUUCCCACUUCAUCUCCGAAGCUUGAGAUUUGUUAAGUGUCAGAGACAAAUUGGCUCUCAACAAUUUGUAAGUUCAUUUUUCAGACUUGUCAAAUUUCAAAACUCAUGUCUAAAUUUCUACGCAAAACUGUUUUAUUUGAAAGUUGUUAUGUGAGAACUCAACCAGGAACUAGUAAUCUGGGUUUUCUUCGAAACCCAGAUUUUUUCUCUCUAAGAUGGUUCUCAAUUAGCUCAAAUCAACACUCUUUUACUGUCUCUUACCUCGUAAACGAACUUGGGUUGUCUUCAAAAGCCGCUUUAUCAGCUUCCAAGCUUAUUAAUUUUGAGAAUCCUGAGAAACCAGAAAAAGUCAUAAACUUGUUUAAGAAGUAUGGUUUCUCUCAGACCCAAAUCUCAAGCCUUAUCAGACGAAGGCCUUCCAUUCUUGUUGCAGACACAGAGAAAGUUAUUUUGCCCAAGUUGGAAUUUUUUGAUGCCAAAGGUGUUUCAUGGCCUCAAUUUGCCAUAAGACUAUCUCAAUUCCCUACUAUUUUGGGAAGGAGCUUAAACAGACAGAUUAUUCCCACAUAUGAGUUUCUUAGGAAUUUUCUGCAAUCUGAUGAGAAGGCCAUUGCGGCUGUCGAAAGGCAUCCGGAUGUACUUUUAGUAAAUGUUGAGAAAUGUUUUGGCCCUAACAUUGAUAUUCUGCGAGAACAAGGAGUUCCUAACUCCAAUAUAGCUAAACUGAUCCCGAGACAGCCACAUUCUUUCUCAUUAGGUUCGGAUCGGUUUCGAGAGGUUGUUGAGGAGGUGGUGCAAAUGGGGUUCAAUGCAGAGAGGAUAAAUUUUGUUUAUGCGGUUCUUAUACUUUCUGGUUUCAGCAAAUCAAAGCGGGAAAGUAAGGUUAAUGCAUAUAAGAAGUGGGGUUGGUCUGAUGAAGAGGUUUUAAAAGCCUUUCAAACCUAUCCUUGGUUCAUGAAGGUGUCUGAAGAUAAGCUUAUGGCAUGUAUUGAUUUCUUCAUCAACCGAAUGGGUUGGAGACCCUGCCAUUUGGCUAAAUUCCCAGCAAUCUUUACAGUGAGUUUAAAGAAGAGAGUAGUCCCGAGGUGUUUGGUUUUUCAAGUUUUGUUGUCGAAAGGUUUGGUGGAGAAGGAUGCUAACCUGAAUUCAUUAUUGAUGGCUUCAGAGAAGAGUUUCUUGCAGAGGUUUGUCACGCCUUACAAGGACGACGCUCCAAAACUGUUGAAGUUGUACAACGAAAAAUUGGAUAUUUCGAAUGGACCACAUAUGGAUGAUUAGAUAUGUCAAAAAGUAUUUUACCAAGUGUGUGGCAAAGGUGAUUUUUGACAUGUCCAUAUCAUGUGCUGAUGGAAACCUUUUGGUUUUCAACUUCAUCGAAUUGAGAAUCUAUUCAAGUGAGCCUGGACUAAUUACGCUUUAUUUUGAUCUAAAACGAAAAAAGAAAAGUUUUAGCAUCACCACCUUGUUCAUUUCCAUUUGUGAGUUCGCAUCUCACUGCUAACCGUGAUGGAUGGUUACAGCAUUCACAAAAACAUUCAUCCUUUUCACGUUCUUGGCUUUCUUUUAAGUGUGAUGGUUGACCUUCCUCGCGUUGAGGUCCAAGGCCGGAGCUUUUGAUUGCAUUUUAUGUGCAAAUCAAUCUUGUAGUCUUAGGAAAAUAGGGGGAAAAAAAAAGAUUGUAAUGGAGAAGUAGAAACUUGAAUGAAAAAUUCUAUUAAAUGAUUUAAUUUACAUGCUCCUUGAAUAGAUUGCACUCUGAAUUAAAAUUUAAG